CAUUUAUUCUCUCAAACAGCAAGAUCCAGGCUCUUCAAACCACAACACUCUACUUCGCCCAUUUCCCCUUCCAUCUGAAUCCAACCCACACACGCCUCCAAAAUGCACUCUAGCAGACUCUUGCUCGCCCUCACACCUAUCCUCGGUGCCCUGGCUGCCGACCAAGUCGUGACACUCAACCUGCCCACCGACAUUGGUGGAUCCGUCACUGCCGCUGAACUCAUCGGCUCGUCCGCAUCCACAACCACCUUGUUCAUCCCCUGUGCCGAGAACGUGACCAUCUGCCAGGGUGGUGGUGUUACUCUCAUCGCAGAGCCCACGGCGAUCAGCAUGGUGGUUCCCCUCGAGGACGAUGUGACGUACACAGCCUCCUGCUCAAUCGACACUUCUGCGUCUACGGACUCGUGCGUCGCGCGCACCGGCACCGACGACACCUGGGAGGAUAUGGGCACCGAUGACCUCUCCGCUACGGAGAUCACCAUUACUGCGACGGCAGCGCCGGCUUCGAACAGUGCCUCCCCGACAACAUCCCCUGCCUCCACGACGCUCGAGACUAGCUCUACCAGUGGCAGCACUGCCAGUGCAGAGACUGACGAUGCCUCCGCGAGCCCUAGCAGCUCUGCGGUUGAGGCCACGGACAGUGAUGGUGCGGCUAUUGCGAUGAUGACGGCUGCGCCCUGGGCUGGGGCUGUUGUUGCGGGGUUGGCGGCUGCUGUUGCGAGGAUUUAG
This is a messenger RNA of Aspergillus calidoustus, 729 nucleotides long. The record is from the annotation of a GenBank genome assembly. Lineage: Eukaryota; Fungi; Ascomycota; Eurotiomycetes; Eurotiales; Aspergillaceae.